Messenger RNA from Vitrella brassicaformis, 1530 nucleotides. NCBI's taxonomy places the organism in Eukaryota, Vitrellaceae. The record is from the annotation of a GenBank genome assembly.
GCCCUUCCUUCCACUUCCCGACCGGCAUAACCAUGAUGCAAGCAAGAAGCGGAUGACAUAAGGGAGGCUGCGAUGAGGUGGAUCUCUUCUGCAUCUAUGCCCCUGGCAUACGUUGUGGUUGUGGCAGGAGCCUUCCAGCGCCCCCUGUCACCCGGGAAGCGACAAUUUCCCUCUCAGAGAGGGCAGCGGCUGAGGCACACACUGUCGAUGGAUGCGGCUGAGCCUGUGGCUGCGGCUGCCAUGGCAGUCGACGGCAGCCUCCUUCCUUCAUUCGUCGCAUGCACCAGGUCGCACGCAACGCGCACAGAAACGCUUCACCGCUGCUGUGGUGUCUUUGAUGAACGCGAUGCAGUUUUCCUGUGAUGAAGGGCUGCGAGGCAGCUUUUGAGCAGAGGUGGCUCGAGGCCGAGGAGAGGGCGCCGAUCGCCAGCAUAAAGGAUUUCGCGGGGUUCAUCCAGUUCUUCCUGCUAAAGGGACAGUACGAUGAAGUCAACGACGCCACCGAGUACGUGUCGAUGUCAGUGUGGAGGGACCGUGAGGCCUUCGAGGCUUUUCCCAAGUCCGAUUACUUCAAGCUGCGGCACGCUGCUGACUCGUCGCUGCCUCCGUCAACUCAUGCUGCCGGGCCAUCUGUGUCGAUCUAUGAGGCUGUGCUCUACGAGCCGAGAGCGGGAAUGACGAUUGAACAGCUCAAGGAAGGUGCCUUUAUUGCCACCAACAGGUCCACACGGGCGUGCCAACUGGCUGACGGUGUCAGGUUCAUGCCAUGGCGACUUGUUCUAGCGUGCAGGUUUGCUGUGGCCGCGGGCAGCCAAGACGCCUUCGAGACGAGAUGGAGAGUGCGUACAGAAAGACACUUGUGCGUGAGUGCACUUGUACAUGUCCCCAUUGCUGCUUUGCAUGCAGACUCGUGACCGCAACCUCCCGUCAUUCCCAGCGUUUCGCAAGUUCAUGCUUCUCCGUCGGGUGCCUCUGCCGCCCGACAUGGGCGUGCCAUCAAACAGCCCCCAUCCGGCGUGCAUCCAGCCCGACGUGACGCACAUCUCGUUCACCGAGUGGCAGUCGGAGGCGGGCUUCGAUGAGUGGCGGAACAGCCAGUCCUUCGCCAAGACCCACAGUGCCGCUGAGGACGCGCAGCCGAAGGGGCCACCGAAGGGUAGGUUUCGUUUACCUCUUCUAAAAUGUGUCUGUGUGCAUCUGUCUGUCUGUUUGCAGGUCCUGUGUCUGGCGAGCUGCGCGGGCCGCCGAAGCCGACCUUUUUCUCUGUGGUUCUGACGGAGGCCAAUUGAUCCAAAGACAGACGUGCACGGCAGGGGCGGCUUCGCACGUAUGUUGUGAUGGCUGUCGUAUGGUGUGGGUGGUGCGGCAUCGCCCUUGUCUGUCUUUAUGAAGUUCAUGAUCCGGGUUAUUUUGGCGUGGUGUGUUGCUGGUCUUCUAUGGUCUUGUGACGUUGGAUGGGCUGGCGGGAAGAGAAAAGAGGACAGACACAGUGGCCUGCCUAAACCGAGAUACAUACAGUGGAUCAAGGAG